Effrenium voratum is the source of this 1542-nucleotide messenger RNA. The record is from the annotation of a GenBank genome assembly. NCBI's taxonomy places the organism in Eukaryota, Dinophyceae, Suessiales, Symbiodiniaceae.
AUGGUGGCACAGCGAUCGCCAUCCCAGGCGCGCUCGCCCACGCCGUGCCACGACUUCCGGCAGAUGCCGCGCACACCUGCGGUGGGCCACCGGGAGGUCCGUAUGGAGCCGUGCACCCCGGCCCUGGUGCACCGAGAGGUGCGGCGUGAGACGCCGGCAACUCCUGCCACAAUGUCGCGGGAGGUACGGACCUUCAAAGAGAUGCCCACACCUGGGCAGAACUACCGAGAGGUGCGGAUCUUUACGCCGGUGGUGCCGCACCGAGCGGUGCGCACCACGCCGGUGUCCACACCCUCGACGGUAUACCGAACGGUGCGGCAGGUGCGACCAUCGGCUCCGCCGCAGGCGACCACCUCACCUUCCGUGCAGUACCGCGCAGUGAGGUCCGGCUAUCCGGCGCUGUGCUCCUCGUACCCGUCACAGAUGCCCCACGUCGGAGGCGGCUCGCCCCCGCAUCCUGCGGCCAGCGCCACGGGCCUCGUGGCAACAAGGACCAUCGAGCCGAGCGCAGCCACAGGACAAGUCGUCUGGGCUGACCAAAGGAUGCCCAAAGACGCAGGACAUGCUUCGGUGGAGCGGAUCCGAAGUGCGGUGGACUUCUUGCCCCACACGCCUCCCAAUGCUCUGCUGGACUGGCUCAAGUACCUGGUCUCAGGGCACAUGGAGCCGGGAGAGCCGCCCCCGGACGGCGGCAAGUACUGGGACAAGCGUAGGGUGCAAACCUCCUUGAGAAGACUAUUAGAGUCUUUGCAGGAGUGGGCAGAGCAGCGGCAGAAGGACGGCUUCAAUGGCGCCGCUUUGGCCCGCGAGGUGCUGCGGGGCAUUCGCCAGGUGGCGCCAGGGCAGAGCAGGAGUUUCAAGGAGGACGCCGUCCGGAUGACGGAGCAGGAGUUCAUCAAUGGCAUCCAGGUCUUAGGCGUGUGGCCGCCGGAGCUUACCGCGAAUGACCGGAAAGAGGUCUUCGCAGCUCUCCUAGUUCCCUCACAGCACUCGGUGCGACUUCUCAAAGAAGGCUGCAUGGAGCUGCCGUCGGCGCUGACCUGCCGUUUGCUGGCUGAGGGCUUGAGCACUGUACCAUAUGUCUUGCCAGACUUCCCAGUACCUGUUCACCUGCUGGAGGCGAGUGUCUUGAAGCCGGCCCAAAUCGCGAAGGACAUCUCGGCACGCUUCAGCAGCAACAGCGGCGUUGACCGCAUCAAGGACUUCUACAUCAGCGGCCUGGUCUCCAUGGAGGAGCUGCAGAUUGCGUUGCCGUAUUUGGUGCAGAUCAGAAGGCUUGAAGAGGCUGUGGAGCUGAUCCUCCGUUCUUCCCGGAUGUUCAGCCCCCACGAGUGGCAGAAGUAUGUGUACAGCAUUCGCGGAGAGGACCAGGCGAAAGAAGAGCCGGAGGCCUGCGCAAGCCGGUGGUCUCCUUGCACCAGGCGGAGAGGAGGAGGCGAAACCGGAGAGUUGCAGCGCCACCCAGAAGUUCAUGCAGGAGGGUUUGCGCACAGUCGUCGACUGGAGCACGACCAAAGCCAAGCGCCGCAGCCACCAGGCUGA